AUGCAGCCUCCCGGCUGCAGCGGCCCUGGGGCUUUCUAUGGGCCCCCCUCUUUGGCUUACAUGCAGCCACAGGGCCCCUUCAGCGCACGACAGACGCAUGCAGCGAGACAGGAGCAGAGCGAACCGAGUGUACAGACAUGUGUGAGGGACUCUGUGCGGAUGCUGGGAGAGGCUGUGGCGGUGCUGGAGGGGGUCCGCCUCCUGGGGUCCCAGUUGCUGCAGUGGGGCGGAGAAAUAAAUCAAGUGCUGCAGUCGGUGAUCCCUGCAGCUCUCAUUCUGCAGAUAGGCAGGUGGAUGUACACCCGAACAAUAGGCGCAUCAAAGCGUCACACCAUCCAGCGCAUGCACAAAGCAUGGCGAGAGGCCAGCGAGGUAGACAGACUCAACUACAAAUUCCCAAUGCCUACCAGCAGCAGCAGCAGCAGCAGCAGCAGCAGCAGAAGCAGAAGCAGAAGCGCCAGCAGGUGGCUGUUGAUGCUGCGCGACUUCUCCGCGCUGCUGGCCCUCAUUGUUGUCGCGGCUGAGCUGUACAUACACUUCAGCGUGUACAGACGCCUGCUGGGGCGCCUGCGGGUGCUGACGGCCAAGAAGAGGGGCCUCGAGGCUGCCGGUGCAUGCAGCUGCAGCAGCUGCAGCAGCAGCAGCAGCAGCAGCAACGGCGACAGCGGCAGCAACUGCUGCAGCAAAUGCAUGCAAUGA
Molecule: messenger RNA, 699 nt
Organism: Eimeria mitis
Lineage: Eukaryota; Apicomplexa; Conoidasida; Eucoccidiorida; Eimeriidae
Exons: 2
Coding region: 1-699 (232 amino acids)
Source: RefSeq, a predicted model, not a curated record